Messenger RNA from Exophiala dermatitidis NIH/UT8656, 948 nucleotides. RefSeq lists its product as uncharacterized. Lineage: Eukaryota; Fungi; Ascomycota; Eurotiomycetes; Chaetothyriales; Herpotrichiellaceae. The transcript is spliced from 8 exons. Bases 1 to 948 code for a protein of 315 amino acids. The record is from RefSeq and is a predicted model, not a curated record.
AUGGCAAAGAAAUCGAUUGUUACCAUUGACGCCUCCGAGCCGCUCGAGAAGAUCAAUGAAAUCAUUGAACGGGACGGGGGAGUCAUUGUCUCGAACUUCCUCUCGCCUGAGCUUCUACAAGAAUGUUUAGAUGCGGUCGAGCCAUAUUUCGAGCACAGACCGUUGUAUACAUCCACUGCGACUCACAAGGAGUUGGGCAAAGAGUUUUUCUCCCCAGGCUCUCAGCGUGUCUAUGGAUUGUUGGGCAAGAUGCCGGAGCAGAUCACCAAAAUCCUCCGUUUAUCUGUCUGGAAUGGGAUAAUGGACCGGUUCUUAAGCGACGAGUUUUCCUCUUACACGGGCGAGACACUGGUACCCCAGAAGAGUGGCUACAUGCUCAACGCAACAACUGCCAUUCGGCUGGUUCCUGGCGCCAAAGCCCAGCCUUUACACAGAGAUCAAAUGGCAUACCAAAUCCGGCCUGACCCCAGAUAUCCCCUGUUCACAGUCAUGGUAGGAUGUCUGAUUGCAGCUUCGAAAACGACGGUCAAGAAUGGAGCCACCAGAGUCAUACCUGGUAGCCAUCUCUGGGGAGCGGAUCGGGCUCCCAAGCCAGAGGAAGCCGUCUACGCAGAGAUGGAGCCUGGCUCUGCCCUGUUCACACUUGGCUCUACAUUUCAUGCCGGUUCAGAGAACAAGUGUGACCCGAGCGAUCCGCUAGCGUUACGGACGCUGUUUGCCGUCUUUGGUCAGCGGGAUUAUUUCAGACAACAUCAGGAAGAGGUGCUUUCGACGCCGAUUGAAGUCGCCCGCAAGCUUCCGGACGAUAUAUUGAAAAUCACCGGUUACUACAAAGCUGUUGGCGGCGUUGGUUAUGUGGAAGACCACCAGGCGCCAGUGGAGUUCUUGCACCAAGACAACAAUGGCAUUGGGAAGUUCGGGCCCCAAACGGCCACGGUGGGGAUCUAG